AUGCAAGGAGUGGCAAUGCAGAGAUGGGUCCAGGAUAACUUGCUGAAGAAGGAGUCCUGGUACAAGCAAAACAAGAGUUUCAACCUCUUCAUGAACCGCUACUCUUAUGCCACCGACCAUGCCAUUGCAAUGCACAACGAUUCAUCGCAAUAUUAUUCGGAGAUUGAUCCGAUCACAUCGCUUUCAAUGGUCCUGGGAUCAUUUCUUUUGAUCCAAGCGAAGCAGGCUCGCAAACGAGGCACAAAACCCAGGUGGUGUUUGGUUGUUUACCAGCCGCCUGGCUCCAUGCUGAUCAUGGCUGGGAAGUUUCAAUCGCAGUUCGAGCGUGCAGUGCCUGCUUGGUUGGACAUGAAGGAGUUGGCCCAUGCGGACAAUGGUGCUGACUUUCAAUUGACCCGAGGUGGGCAACAUGAGCGUCUCAGACUCCUGUUUGUUGGGCAGGCGCAACAAAAGAUGAAGGCUGAAAUUGAGAGACUGGCGACUUUCGAUUUGUCCGAGACUUACAGGUGGAAUGUGACGGUGAGGCAAGCAAGAUAUAAGGGCAUUGAGGAGCAGGUCGCAGGUUUGCUUCAAAUUGAUGCUUCUCUCAAGGACAUGGUUGAGAACCACAAAAUGUCUUCUCAGCAGAGUUUAAGCGUGCAGCGGAAGAUCGUGAUGAAGUUGCGCAAGUUGAGGAGACAGGCUGUGCUUUUGGAGUUGCUUUGGUUGUGGACAGAGGGACAUAGUUUUGUCGCUGCGAUCGACCAAGUAGCUAUCGAAGUUCCAGCCAAAGAUCCAAAGCAUCUCACAGUGGUUCAGAUGUCUUUUCGUGUGUUCAAGGAACUCCUGGAGGAGCGGCCCAUUGAUGAAGAGUGUCUCCAACAACAUGGUCUCGUGUGCUUGGACUUUUCUGCUCUGUGUGAACAAGUUUUGGUGCAAAGCGUGAAAGAGAAAACAUGGGAUUGGAAAUCUAUCCAGGGAAAAUAUUGCAUCGAGUCAUUCACAGCCUAUGUGUUUGAUCAUUCUGCACCGUCGGAUAGCAUCAGUGUCAGGACCAAACUGACUUUUCUGCACCUUGCUUUGGGUGCUGUGGUCCGGAAGGCUGAGAACCAACGGGCAGAAGUGUCCAUGACAAGUGCUAUGCGGUUGGAGAAGUGGUUUGGUCUUUAUUUGGAGCAGAUCUGGUGUCAUGAAAGCUCCCAACAGGCUGCGUCACCAGACUGUCGGUUGAUUUUGUGGAUGAUACCUCUGCAAAAGAGACUCGAAUACCUCGACUCUAAAAGAGCGAAAACAACAUGA
Molecule: messenger RNA, 1278 nt
Organism: Symbiodinium natans
Lineage: Eukaryota; Dinophyceae; Suessiales; Symbiodiniaceae
Source: the annotation of a GenBank genome assembly